This is a messenger RNA of Etheostoma cragini (Arkansas darter), 1758 nucleotides long. Its product is annotated as relaxin-3 receptor 1-like. Gene Ontology annotation, biological process: immune response; G protein-coupled receptor signaling pathway. Gene Ontology annotation, molecular function: G protein-coupled receptor activity. The record is from RefSeq and is a predicted model, not a curated record. NCBI's taxonomy places the organism in Eukaryota, Metazoa, Chordata, Actinopteri, Perciformes, Percidae. The coding region runs from base 353 to 1609 and encodes 418 amino acids. Gene Ontology annotation, cellular component: membrane. The transcript has 3 exons.
GAUGUUGCAGCCUCCGUGCGCGCGCUCCGGGAGUGCGCCAUGGAGCGGCGAAGGAGAGCGCAGCGAGUAUAAAAGCGUCAGCCUGCUGUCAGCAUCAGAAGAUGCGUUUGCAUCACGACAGACUUCAGCUGGACUCUCCCAAGUAAGCUGACACGGAUACGAUCCGAGUAAGCUUACAAAUAACUCGGAUAACUCAUGCAACUCUGAGGCUUUGAACAGAACUUAAUACAUAAAGAAGAAGAUGGGGGUUUAUGCGUCCUCACCUGUGCACCCACACUCUAGAAGUUAGCCGUGAAGAAGACGGGAACGCUGCCGUAGCUGGUUUUGAACUCUUGUUUCCCUCUGCAGGAGCAUGCAGAGCAACAGCAGCGCCCCUGGGCCCCCUGGGCCCCUGAACGUGUGCGGAGGAGAAGAGGACGACAUCUCCGGAGUGGUCAGCCUCACGGGAGCAGCCUCUAACCUCGCAGCUCUGAACCUGUCACUCAACUGCUGGCUCCUCAUCCUCUCCAAGGAGUCCUCGCUGGACCUGCACGCAGACGGCGCAAACCUGGCAGUACGAGUUGUCAUUGCCCUGGUCUACCUGGUGGUUUGUGUUCUGGGGCUUGUGGGUAACCUCCUGGCCCUCUUCCUGCUUCACUCCCGCCACCGGGGCCAUCACCACUCCUCCAUCAACUGCUUCGUCAUGAGCCUGGCCCUGACAGACCUCCAGUUUGUCCUCACCUUGCCCUUCUGGGCCGUGGACACGUUGCUGGACUUCCGCUGGCCCUUUGGCCGGGUCAUGUGCAAGAUCGUCAGCUCGGUCACCACGCUGAACAUGUACGCCAGCGUCUUCUUCCUCACCGCCAUGAGCGUGACCCGCUACCACUCCCUAGUUACCUCUCUGAAGAUGGGCAGCCCGAGCAUUGCCACUGCUCGUGCCAAAUGGGCCAGUUUAACCAUUUGGGUGGUGUCACUGGUGGUGACGCUGCCUCAUGCUCUCUACUCCACCACAGUCCAGGUGUCUACAGAUGACGAGCUGUGCUUAGUGCGCUUCUCAGACUCCGAUUCAAGCCACUGGGAUCCUCAGGUCCUGCUCGGACUCUAUCAAACACAGAAAGUCCUCCUGGGAUUUGUAGUUCCCUUGAUUGUCAUCUCCGUGUGCUACCUCCUGCUCCUGAAGUUCAUCCUGAGACGGCGCAUCGUAGGCAGCAUGGUCAACGCGAGUGUCCCGGAGCGGUCCGAGUCUGAGAGAGGACGCCUCCGCCGCCGCUCCAAAGUCACCCGUUCUGUCACCAUCGUAGUCCUGUCCUUCUUCAUCUGCUGGCUACCCAACCAGGCUCUUACCCUGUGGGGGGUGCUGAUCAAAUUUGACUUGGUGCCCUUUAGUAAAGCCUUCUACAACGCCCAGGCCUACGCCUUCCCCCUGACUGUGUGCUUAGCUCACGCUAACAGCUGUCUCAACCCGGUGCUCUACUGCCUGAUCCGAAAAGAGUACAGAGCUGGACUGAAGGAGCUCCUGCUCCGAGUGUCUCACUCCGUCCAAAAUGUUCUCACUCAGGGUCUGAGAGAGAGAAGGGUGGCAGACGCACCACCCAGCCUGGUUAUGAUACACAAAGACAGAAAUAUGUAAUGUGCUAUGUAAAAGGAAAAGAUGGACAUUUUGGAAAACAGUUACUUUAACAAUUAUUUUGCACAUUACAUUUUGAAAGCAAACACUUCUUUUGUGUUCUGACAGGGAAUUCAACAAGUUCAACAGGAAAAGUAUUAAGGGAAAUUUCA